Molecule: messenger RNA, 685 nt
Organism: Papilio polytes (common Mormon)
Lineage: Eukaryota; Metazoa; Arthropoda; Insecta; Lepidoptera; Papilionidae
Exons: 1
Source: RefSeq, a predicted model, not a curated record
AUGAUCAGAAUUAGAUCAUCUUCUGGUUAUUCACAAAUAGUUCGAGCUUUGAUUGACCAAGUAUCUGAAGCGUCAUUUAUAACUGAAGCCUCUGCACAGUACCUGAAGCUGAAGCGAGUUUCGGUGAAUGGUUUUAUUUGUGGAGUAGGAGAGGGUCAAACACAAACAAAGAGUAAGGCAUCUUUUGAGAUUAUGUCUUUAUAUAACCCUGAAUUUUCUAUCAAAGUCAAUGCUUUUGUGUUGAAAAAAUUAACUUCAUUUAUCCCGGCCAGGGAUACACCUCUACCUGAUUGGCCAGAUAUUUCAAAUCUACCUUUAGCUGAUCCAACCUACAGUACACCUGGACGGAUAGAUAUUAUUUUGGGUGCUGAGAUAUACGGUAAAAUUCUACUGGAUGGUCUUCUGAAACAUUCAGCUUUAUCUGGACCAGUUGCACAAAAUACGCAAUUAGGCUGGAUCUUGUCUGGAAAAAUAAGAGAUGAAUUAGUACAAGAAGAUCAUAAUGUAAUCAGCAUGCAUAUACAUCUAAAUGAAGAGCUUUUAAAACAAUUUUGGGAGAUACAAAGAGAACCUGAAAGUAUUAAGAAAAGAAAAACCAAAGAAGAAAUAAGAUGCGAAGAGAUUUACGAAAAAACAACAUAUAGAAAUAGUGAAGGGCGUUACGUCGUCAGAUUACCUUUUAAAG